GUGAUUCCUAUGGAAAGUGCUGGAGAGCUGGGAGUGGCCUGAUCUAAAUGGCUCAAUCAGAAACUGGUGACAGAAGUCUGGCCACAGGGUACAAUAAAGUUCCAGACUUGACCAGCCUCCUUCACUGUCCAAGCACCUCUUCGGAAGUGAUGACACUACGAAGCUCCGUCUCAGUUUCUGUCUGCAUAACAAUCUUCUUCCACCAGUGUGCAAAAGUAGUCACAGUGUCUCCACCAGAUGCCCCCAUGGCCUCGGGGCUGUGGCUGUGCCAGCCUGCCCCCAGGUGUGGGGACCAGCUCUAUAACCCCUUGGAGCAAUGCUGUGAUGACGACACCAUCCUGCCUCUGAAUCGGACUCGCCUUUGUGGCCCCAACUGCACCUUCUGGCCCUGCUUUGAACUCUGCUGUCCUGAGUCCUUUGGCCCCCAGAAGUUUGUCGUGAAGUUGAAGGUCCUGGGCGUCAAGUCCCGGUGCUUCUCGUCCCCGAUCUCUAGAAACUGCCCCAGCAAACCUCACUUAAAAUGGAGUCAGAAGCCCAGAAGGGGAAGCUUUCUCGGUAUAACACAUAUAACCCUUUGCAGAACCAACCAGAAGAAGCCUACAUGACUACCUCAGCAAGAGGAAGAUUCUGUCCUUGGCAAGAAGAAGCCAUUACAACGAGAAGCCAUUACACGCAGAACUCCCAGUGAACGCCAAUGGGCUUUU
Lutra lutra (Eurasian river otter) is the source of this 704-nucleotide messenger RNA. RefSeq names its product insulin growth factor-like family member 3. The transcript is spliced from 4 exons. The record is from RefSeq and is a predicted model, not a curated record. Bases 48 to 605 code for a protein of 185 amino acids. NCBI's taxonomy places the organism in Eukaryota, Metazoa, Chordata, Mammalia, Carnivora, Mustelidae. Gene Ontology annotation, molecular function: signaling receptor binding.